Messenger RNA from Physcomitrium patens, 1183 nucleotides. RefSeq lists its product as uncharacterized. The record is from RefSeq and is a predicted model, not a curated record. NCBI's taxonomy places the organism in Eukaryota, Viridiplantae, Streptophyta, Bryopsida, Funariales, Funariaceae.
GAUGCAAAAUGCAAUCAUCUACUGUGUUACCAAACAUCAAAUUUACCAAAAGUUUGAUAGUACCAGAAGUCCAUCGACAUCAUCCCUCGCUUGCCACCAAUUCUCUGCGUCGCAAUCCCACCUGCAUUGCAUUGCUGCUCUUGUGUGUGGAAAGACCGAGAGCCAUGGUGGAAUGUUAUGUAGCAAGCUCAAAUUCUUAGGGUGUGGGUGAAGAAUGCCGUAGUAAGAUUGAUUGAUUGAAUGAUUGCUUUGCACAAGGAGCUGCAGCAGCAAGGGGAAAGGCGAUUUGUGCGUCAGCUAUGGAUGCUGUGAGGCAUCCGGGGUCUGUGUCCACCGUCAAGCUGCAGAACCCUUUUGUUUUGAGGGUGGGUCAGGUGAUGACAGGCUUCGGCCUUGGGUGUGGCUUGGGCGUGGGCGUCGGUAUUCCAAUUCCUAUAGAUAUACCUGGAGUUGCUCAAGUGAUGGGCUCAGCAAACGGUAUGAUACGACACGUUGGAGGGGGACGGCAACUGCAAGGCUUGAUUAAGCGAGUGGGCAUCAAGAACCUGGAGGCAGGGAUUGGAUGUGGAGUGGGCUUAGGGCAUGGCUUUGGCAUUGGAUUGGCGCUCAAACCUGGAGUAUCACAACAAAUUCUGCUUUUUCUUCAGGAAGGAUGCGCAACUGUGUUAAAUAAACUGCGGCCUCAUGACCAUAGAGAAGUACACAUCGAGCCACCUGGGGUUCCAGAUGGUGGAUCCUUGUUGAAAUCUUCUCAGUCCCAUCUUAUGCCUUCGCCUUUAAGCCAACUUUCAAGUACUCUCAGUGCUCCGUCCAUCAAGAAUUCUGAAACGGAGGUGGAGGCGUUGCGUUCCCAGAAUGAGAUUCUUCGCACACUGCUGCGGCAUCAGGAAAGAAUCGAGGACCUUGAGCAUGAGAACGCACUACUUCGUGAGCAGUUGAAGGUCAACGGCAUCACCAGGUCUCAAGCUAGUAUGGGUUUAAACUUAGAACAGUUAAGUAAUGCAUGCUUUGAGUGUAGAAUGAGAUCUCGGAGAAGAAGUUAGAAUAAUGUUAAUAUAAGCAAGUGUUUCUGAAAUUAUCUAAAAGAGUUUGGUUUGCUUUACCAAAUGCCGUUUCUACCAUCUAUUCGCUUAAGUAUGAACGAUUGCCUUCACGUUUUAUUAACUACGUUCGCCAUUUACAA